GCACGCUGACUUAAAGUGUCGUAAAAACGCAUGACAAACUAAUGAGGCGUCGCUGGCUGUUUUUUUUCUCUCUCCCACUCGUCGUGCGGGAGGCUUUCGUGUUUGUGGACGGGCCAACCUCCCACUUCAGUUAAGAACCAUGGCGGGAGCGGACGAAUUUAUGAAGUAUCGUUCGCCACUGGUGUCAAGAUAUGCCAGCAAGGAAAUGGCCUACAACUUCAGCGACAGGAAGAAAUUCACAACGUGGAGGAAGCUGUGGAUCUACCUCGCUAAGGCUGAGAAGGCUUUAGGUUUGCCCAUCACAGAUGAGCAAAUCACGGAGAUGGAGAGUCACGCGGAGGACAUCGACUUCUCCAUGGCAGCGGAGGAGGAGCGUAAACUCCGCCAUGACGUUAUGGCUCACGUGCACACCUUCGCACACUGCUGCCCAGCCGCGGCCCCCAUCAUCCACCUGGGAGCCACCUCCUGCUACGUGGGAGACAACACGGAUCUGAUUAUGCUGCAUGAUGGAUUCGACAUUCUUUUACCCAAGCUGGCCAGAGUCAUCGACAGGCUGGCAAACUUUGCAGAGGAAUAUUCGGACCUGCCCACGCUGGGCUUCACACACUACCAGCCGGCCCAGUUAACCACAGUUGGAAAGCGAGCGUGCUUGUGGCUGCAGGACUUGGCCAUGGACAUGAGGAACCUGCAGCGGGCACGCGAUGACCUGCGUUUCCGUGGGGUCAAGGGGACUACCGGCACUCAAGCUAGUUUCUUGCAGCUCUUUCAGGGAGACCAUGAGAAGGUAGAAGACCUGGACAGGAUGGUUACCGAGAUGGCUGGCUUCAAAAAAGCUUACCUGGUGACUGGUCAGACAUACAGUCGUAAAGUGGAUGUUGACAGUCUGUCCAGCCUUGCCAGUUUGGGAGCCACUGUCCAUAAAAUUUGUACCGACAUCCGCCUGCUGGCCAACCUGAAGGAGAUUGAGGAGCCUUUUGAGAAGGACCAGAUUGGUUCUAGUGCCAUGGCGUACAAGAGGAACCCAAUGCGUGCUGAGCGGUGCUGUAGUCUUGCCCGACAUUUGGUGGCGCUGAUGGCCGACCCUUUGCAGACGGCUUCAGUGCAGUGGCUGGAGAGGACGCUGGAUGACAGCGCCAACAGGAGGAUCUCUCUGCCGGAGUCCUUCCUCACCGCUGACAUCAUCUUGAGCACUCUGCAGAACAUCACCGAAGGUCUAGUGGUCUACCCCAAAGUCAUAGAAAGGCACAUCCGCCAUGAGCUGCCCUUCAUGGCCACAGAGAACAUCAUCAUGGCCAUGGUGCAGGCCGGAGGCAACAGACAGGACUGCCAUGAGAAGAUUCGCGUCCUCUCCCAGGAGGCGGCCGCUGUGGUCAAGCAGGAGGGUGGUGACAACGACCUGCUGGCAAGAGUCCAGGCGGACCCUUACUUUGCUCCCAUUUUGGAACAACUGGACGCCCUGCUCGACCCCAAGACCUUUAUCGGACGUGCUCCCCAGCAGGUGGCCAGAUUCCUGUCAGAAGAGGUGCGCCCUCUGCUGGAGCCUUACAACUCCAAAAUGGAUGUCAAGAUGGAGCUUGAGCUCUAACACACUAGAACACACACAGGCCGUCUCUCAAGUACUUCCAUCAGUACACUUCAAUAUGUAUAAUAUGUUCACUGUGUACUUACUUCCUGACUUACCGGAAACGGCGAUUGCAAUAUCCAAACGCUCGACUUAGUCCCGCCCCUUCUGCUAAGUAGGCAAGAUAGAGAUGAUCAAAGGUGGUAAGGGUCCAAAGCGGCACACUCAACAUUUGGUGUUUUUAGUGCACUAACCAGGUACUGACAGCACACUCAGAAGCCUAAGUAUGGAAGUACAGUGCACAAAUUGAGAGACGGUAACCAACCAUUAAAUUAGAAAUAUAGUGAAAACAACUUUUUAAACUGUAAUAGAAAAAAAUCAUGAAUUAGUUCUCUGUUUUGUUGAAGCCUGUGACAACAUUAUGUAAUAAUGUAAUACAUUUUUACCUCAUUAUUUCAUAAUUGUACACAUUACGUAAUACCCUUUUUUUUUGCCAUACCCUUUUUCAUAAUGCGGGUGCUGCACUUUAAAAAAACAAAAUAAAAUGAACAAUUUAGUCCACUGUGUUAGAAACCAUUAAAACUGAUGCCUUAGUUAUGAAAAUGUCACAGCAAGGCCUAAAAUAUUUAGAUUUUCAUCACAUUUUUGACAAACAACAAUCAAUUUGGUCAUUGAUAGAAGAAAACUAAUGUUUCUGUUUCAUAUUUGCAUUAGAGGUUUUAUUUUUAGUAUCGUGUAUAGUAUAUAAUGUUAUCAUAACAUAAUAUAUAUUGCAUGAGUGUAUGCCCGUCAACAUUUUAGUUCAAUGGUCAUUUUAAUUUCUGUAAUAAAUCAUUAGUAUAACUUUUGUUUAUGGCUUGCAACCACAUUCUCCAUUAUUAUCAGUAAAGCUAAAUUGAAUGUAUUUGAUCAAUGAAACUUCCUAUUGGAUUGUGGAACUGUGGACCAGGUCUAUACUCUCGGCAGAGUCCUUGAGGGUGCAUGGGAGUUUGCCCAACCAGUCUACAUGUUCUUUGUGGACUUGGAAAAGGCAUUUGACCAUGUCCCUCAGGAAGUCCUGUGGGGAGUGCUCAGAGAGUAUGGGGUAUCAGACUGUCUUAUUGUGGCGGUUCGCUCCCCACACGAUCAGUGUCAGAGCUUAGUCCGCAUUGCCAGCAGUAAGUCAGACCCGUUUCCAGUGAGGGUUGACUCCGCCAAGGCUGCCCUUUGUCACAGAUUCUGUUCAUAACUUUUAUGGACAGAAUUUCUAGGCGCAGUCAAGACGUUGAAGGGAUCCAGUUUGGUGGCUGCAGGAUUAGGUCUCUGCUUUUUGCAGGUGAUGUUGUCCUGAUUGCUUCAUCUGGCCAGGAUCUUCAGCUCUCACUGAAUCGGUUCGCAGCAGAGUGUAAAGCGAACAGGGUGAAAAUCCACAUCUCCGAGUCCAUGGUUCUCGCCCGGGAAAGCGUGGAGUGCCAUUGUCGGGUUGGGGAGGAAACCCUGCCCCAAGUGGAGGAGUUUAAGUACCUCGGAGUCUUGUUUACAAGUGAGGGAAGAGCGGAUCGUGAGAUCGACAGGCGGAUCGGUGCGGCGUCUUUAGUAAUGCGGACGCUGUAUUGAUCCGUUGUGGUGAAGAAGGAGCUGAGCCGGAAGGCAAAGCUCUCAAUUUACCGAUUGAUCUACGUUCCCAUCCUCACCUAUGGUCAUGAGCUUUGGGUUAUGACCGAAAGAACAAGAACACGAGUAUAAGAGGCCGAAAUGAGUUUCCUCCGUUGGAUGGCGGGGCCCUCCCUUAGAGAUAGGGUGAGAAGCUCUGCCAUCCGGGAGAAGCUCAAAGUAAAGCCGCUGCUCUUCCACAUCGAGAGGAGCCAGAUGAGGUGGUUCGGGCAUCUGGUCAGGAUGUCACCCAAACGCCAUGGGGAAGACCCAGCACACGUUGGGUAGACUAUGUCUCCCGGAUGGCCUGGGAACGCCUCGGGAUCCUCUGGGAAGAGCUGGACAAAGUGGCUGGGGAGAGGAAAAUCUAGGCUUCCCUGUUUAGGCUGUUACCCCCCUGAGCCGACCUCUGUAAGCGGAAGAUAGAUGGACGGAUGGAUAUUACAAAAUGUAGUGUUAUUACAUAAUGAGGUGACAAUGUAUUACAUUAUAUAAUGUGUUCUUACAUUGCCUCUUUUGCCACCUGACUUUUAAAAAAAACAUAAAAUCAGGAAUGAUUUUUCAUGUUAAAAUUAGAUCCACCAACAAACUACAAUAAAUGAUACUACUGAUUGGAA
Molecule: messenger RNA, 3810 nt
Organism: Nerophis ophidion (straightnose pipefish)
Lineage: Eukaryota; Metazoa; Chordata; Actinopteri; Syngnathiformes; Syngnathidae
Gene: adsl
Product: adenylosuccinate lyase
Exons: 12
Coding region: 140-1585 (481 amino acids)
Biological process (GO): 'de novo' AMP biosynthetic process
Cellular component (GO): cytosol
Molecular function (GO): (S)-2-(5-amino-1-(5-phospho-D-ribosyl)imidazole-4-carboxamido) succinate lyase (fumarate-forming) activity; N6-(1,2-dicarboxyethyl)AMP AMP-lyase (fumarate-forming) activity
Source: RefSeq, a predicted model, not a curated record